AUGGACGCAAUCAAAUGCAACUCCAGUUUCCUCCAUCGCACCAAGCUCAACACUCUCUACUCUAAUCACAACUUCCCUAAACUCCGCGCGCCCAAUUUCAAUCACCUCUUCCGGCCAGCUGCGCAGCAGCCACUGUCGCUUUCCGCCAAGGACAGAAGAAGAAGCAGCGAAGCUGAAAAUGUCGCCGUAGUGGAAAAACCUCCUAAAUCAGAGAGAUUCCUUCUCUCCGAUGGACUUCCUUCCCCAUUCGGCGCCACCGUGAGAGACAACGGAGUCAAUUUCUCUGUUUACUCUGCAAACUCCGUUUCCGCCACCAUCUGCUUGUUUUCUCUCUCCGAUCUUCGUCAGAACAAAGUGACGGAGGAGAUUCAGCUCGAUCCAUCAACGAAUAGAACAGGCCAUGUCUGGCAUGUGUUCUUGAAAGGUGAUUUCAAAGAUAUGUUGUAUGGUUACAGAUUUGAUGGGAAGUUUUCUCCUGAAGAAGGUCACUAUUAUGACUCCUCCAAUAUUUUAUUGGAUCCUUACGCAAAGGCAAUUAUAAGCAGAGAUGAGUUUGGGGUUUUGGGACCUGAUGAAGUCUGUUGGCCUCAAAUGGCGUGUAUGGUGCCCACUCUUGACGAAGAGUUUGAUUGGGAAGGGGAUAUGCAUCCGAGGCUUUCACAGAAGGACCUUGUCAUAUAUGAAAUGCAUGUGCGAGGUUUCACAAGGCAUGAGUCUAGCAAAAUUGAGUUUCCUGGCACAUACCAGGGUGUUGCAGAGAAGCUUGACCAUUUGCAGGAGCUUGGGAUAAAUUGCAUAGAGUUAAUGCCAUGUCACGAGUUUAAUGAGCUGGAGUAUUACAGCUACAAUGAGAUAUUGGGAGAUCAUAGGGUUAAUUUUUGGGGUUACUCUACCAUUGGGUUCUUCUCGCCAAUGAUCAGAUACUCAUCAGCAAGCUCUCAGAACUUUGCUGGGAGAGCCAUAAAUGAGUUUAAAGUUCUUGUUAAAGAGGCACAUAAACGAGGAAUUGAGGUUAUCAUGGAUGUCGUUUUGAACCACACAGCCGAAGGCAAUGAAAAAGGACCCAUUGUCUCAUUUAGAGGAGUUGAUAACAGUGUGUAUUACAUGCUUGCUCCAAAGGGCGAGUUCUAUAAUUAUUCAGGCUGUGGUAAUACAUUCAACUGCAAUCAUCCUGUGGUGCGUCAGUUCAUAGUGGAUUGCUUGAGAUACUGGGUAACAGAAAUGCAUGUGGACGGGUUCCGCUUUGAUCUUGGUUCAAUCAUGUCAAGGAGCAGCAGCCUUUGGGAUGCAGCCAAUGUUUAUGGCGCUGAUGUAGAAGGUGACUUGCUGACAACUGGGACCCCUGUUAGCUGCCCUCCAGUAAUUGACAUGAUAAGUAAUGAUCCAAUACUCCGUGGUGUUAAGCUUAUAGCUGAAGCAUGGGAUGCGGGUGGGCUAUACCAAGUUGGCAUGUUUCCACAUUGGGGUAUUUGGUCUGAGUGGAACGGAAAGCCUGAUUUAGUGAUGAACAUGGAUGCCUUAAUGUUAAGACCCGAUAGACAGUAUUCUUACAUGAGACAACAAGAAAUGAGUGUUAAGUUCUCGUGGCAGUUUCCAUUGUGUGUGUGCAUGAUAUCUAUCAUCGUUGUGAAUUUAAUAUGGGACAGUGACAUUUCUUGUCCGUUUCAGUUCCGGGAUGUUGUGAGAAACUUCAUAAAAGGCACCGACGGCUUUUCUGGUGCUUUUGCUGAAUGUCUCUGUGGAAGCCCAAAUUUGUACCAGGGAGGUAGGAAACCUUGGCACAGCAUCAACUUUGUAUGUGCGCAUGAUGGUUUUACUUUGGCCGAUUUAGUAACCUACAACAAUAAGAAUAACUUGGCAAAUGGAGAAGAGAAUAAUGACGGAGAGAAUCACAAUUGCAGCUGGAACUGUGGAGAGGAGGGAGAGUUUGCGAGUAUCUCGGUGAAGAGAUUAAGGAAAAGACAGAUGCGAAAUUUCUUCGUUUCCCUCAUGGUUGCUCAGGGUGUCCCAAUGAUGUACAUGGGAGAUGAAUAUGGCCAUACGAAAGCGGGAAACAACAACACUUAUUGCCAUGACAACUAUUUGAAUUAUUUUCGGUGGGAUAAAAAGGAAGAGGCACAUUCUGACUUCUUCAGAUUCUGUCGUCUUCUUAUCAAGUUCCGCGAUGAAUGUGAAUCACUUGGCCUGAACGACUUCCCAACAUCAGAGCGUCUACAAUGGCACGGUCUUGCUCCUGGGAUGCCAGAUUGGUCUGAAACAAGUCGUUUUGUUGCAUUUUCACUGGUGGAUUCAGUGAAGAGAGAAAUCUAUGUAGCAUUCAACACGAGUCACUUAGCUACAAUUGUUUCACUACCUGACCGGGCCGGUUACCGAUGGGAGCCAUUUGUAGACACGAGCAAACCGAGCCCUUACGACUGCAUAACGCCUGAUCUCCCACAGAGAGAGACGGCGAUGAAGCAGUAUCGACAUUUCUUAGAUGCAAAUUUGUACCCAAUGCUCAGUUACUCUUCCAUCAUUCUCCUUCUUUCACCUAUUGACGACGAUACCUAA
This is a messenger RNA of Microthlaspi erraticum, 2550 nucleotides long. NCBI's taxonomy places the organism in Eukaryota, Viridiplantae, Streptophyta, Magnoliopsida, Brassicales, Brassicaceae. The record is from the annotation of a GenBank genome assembly.